AGGUGGGUUUGUAUCUUUCUUAUCAAGUUUCCUGUGUUUUUCUAUUCUUUUUUCUUAGGUCUUAAACGCUCCAAUGGUAACGCUGUCAGGUCCCCAUGAUUGGGAGUUGGGUCACACGAGCUAGUACUGAGAGUGGUUCAAAUUUUCACCUUAAUAAUUGUUUAAACUACGUGUUUUUUGUUUUUGUUUUUGUAUUUUUUUUUUUAAAAUAAGGAAAACUCCCAAAGUGGUUCAAGGCCCAACCUCCUUGAACGUGGAAACCAGUGUUGUAGGAAAAGUGAAAACAACUGCGGUACCUUAAAAAAAAAAAGAAAAAGAAAAAAAAAAAACCAGUGGCUUCUUAUAAGUUAUAACCUUCAUUUUUUUUUUUCUCCCCACUCCCAAAUCCCAAUCGUUUAAAUACCCACAUCCUUGUUAUUCUCCUACCUCCAAUACACAUCUACCUGUCUCCUUUCCCUUCUUUCUUGCUAUCUUUCUUUCUUAUUAGCGAAAAUGCGUAUGAGUUGUAAUGGUUGUAGAGUCCUACGCAAAGGGUGCAGUGAGAAUUGCAGUAUUAGGCCAUGUUUGCAAUGGAUCAAAAGCCCUGAAUCCCAAGCCAACGCUACUGUCUUCCUAGCCAAAUUCUACGGCCGCGCCGGACUCAUGAAUCUCAUCAACGCUGGCCCCGAACACCUCCGCCCUGCAAUAUUCAGGUCGUUGCUAUAUGAGGCAUGCGGGAGGAUAGUGAACCCGAUAUAUGGGUCAGUGGGGCUGUUAUGGUCGGGAAGCUGGCAGCUAUGUCAAGCCGCAGUGGAAGCUGUGCUAAAAGGCUCGCCGAUCACUCCUAUUACAUCGGAAGCAGCAGUGACAGACCAUGGUCCGCCGUUAAAAGCCUACGACAUUCGCCACGUGUCCAAGGAUGAGAACUCAGCCGCGUCCAACGAUCCGAUCCGAGUCAAGACAAGGUGCCGGUUCAAAAGGUCCGUAGUCAAGCCCAAAGCAUGCAAAGCCGGCUUAAACAUGGAAAACAGCUCGGCGGCGCCUCGAGAAAUCAAGCCGAGUAGUGGGUCUUCGACGAGCCACGAGUCCUCGCUUAGCCACCAAUCGGCUUUUGCGCCGGUCGAGGGCGAGAGCAAAGAGACUGAGAGCAUGGUAUCUGUGGAAACGGCUGAACCGGAGUCGAUCCCUAAACCGCAGCCGGCUCAAGAAAGCGAGUUAGCCUUGGAGCUGACGCUGGGAUUCGAGCCCAUGACGUCACGAUUGAAUCGUGUGGUUCCGGUGAAGAAGAGAAAGGUUUGUGUUGUUAGUGAUAGCAGCGGCUCGGCUGAUAUAGUCGGCGCAUGUAAGAUGGAGCUGGGUCUUGAUUAUCCAGCUUAAGAGUGAAGCCCAAGUUAAAGGAAAAAAAAGAAAAAAAACCAAAAAAGAAGAAGAAGUCAGGCAGUCCAGUUUUGACGGCUCAGAUCGGCUUUGUCUAGUUCCAUAGAAGAGAUCAUGACCCUUCUUUUUUGUUGUUACUUUUUGCAUGUACUCUUUUUUUUUAUUUUUUUUUUGUUAGGUCUUUCUUGUUUUACCCUUGGUGAUGAGGUGUAAAAAUGUGGGUGCAAAUAUAGGGAGAGGAACAAACAAAUCUUUGUUUUUUUAAAAAUCAAAAUCUUUGCUGAGAUAGGAUUUGGGAUUUGUAGGAUCUUUUCUAUAGCUUGUGAAUUGUGACCAAAUCUUAAACAAUGAUGCGGAUUGAUGAA
Quercus lobata is the source of this 1721-nucleotide messenger RNA. Its product is annotated as LOB domain-containing protein 40-like. The record is from RefSeq and is a predicted model, not a curated record. Bases 493 to 1356 code for a protein of 287 amino acids. The transcript is spliced from 2 exons. Lineage: Eukaryota; Viridiplantae; Streptophyta; Magnoliopsida; Fagales; Fagaceae. Gene Ontology annotation, biological process: regulation of gene expression.